CUUCUACCUUUUCCUCGCCUCUCGCCUCUUGCGUCUGCCUGGUUCGGGAUGGACCGCAGAGUAUCCAUGCGAUCAUUUCCAGAUGAUCUGACCCAGGCCAUUUCCCCCAGAAACUUCAUUGACCAUUUCCCCAGUCGACCGCCGUCCCCUUGAAGCAUCACCCCAAGACGGUAGCAGACAGAACAGAACAGCUCCACAGCGGGGACCCGCAAAGGCAAAGAAGCAUUCAUCGCAUCCGCCAGACCGAACAGCCACCCAAAAAUCCAUCCAACACCUCGACCCUUGUCACCGCACCCCCAGACACAAUGUUCACCUUACGACGGCAAUUCUCCACCGCCGCAUCCCGCCUCAAACCCACCACGUCCAGCACAAUGACCACCCCCGCACCUCCCAACAAACAACACACCUUCCAAGUCUUCCGGGACGUGCCCCCGCUGCGCGCCCUCCGCCGAGAAAUGCUCCUCUCCAACCGGACCGUGGGCCUCGUGCCGACGAUGGGCGCCCUGCACGAGGGCCACCUGUCGCUGAUCCGCCAAGCGGCGGCCGAAAACACGGACGUGAUCGUCAGCAUCUUCGUGAACCCGACGCAGUUCGGCGUGAACGAGGACCUGUCCAGCUACCCGCGCACCUGGGACAGCGACGUCGCCAAGCUGGAGGCGCUGAACGCGGAGCUUGCUGGCUCCAUCAACCAUAAAAACAACGCCUCCCCGCAGCCCCAGGGCCGCAUCACCGCGAUCCUCGCCCCGACCGCGCAGGUCAUGUACCCGUCGCUGCCGCCGACCUCGGAGAUCGACGGCGACGGCUCCUUCGUGACGAUCACGCCCAUCGCCCGGAAGCUCGAGGGGGCGGCGCGGCCCGUCUUCUUCCGCGGGGUGGCGACAGUGUGCAUGAAGCUGUUCAACAUCGUGGGCGCGGAGCGCGCGUAUUUCGGCCAGAAGGAUGUGCAGCAGACGGUCGUGAUCCGGCGCAUGGUCAAGGAUUUCCACGUGGACACGGAGAUCAAGAUCGGGGCGACGGUACGCGAGGCCGAUGGGUUGGCGAUGAGUUCGCGGAAUGUGUAUCUCGGGAGCAGGAGGCGGAGCGUGGGGUUGGUGCUGUAUCGCGCGUUGAAGGCGGCGGAGGAGCGGUAUGCAGGCGGGCAGAAAGUGCAGCGGCGGGAGAUCUUGGAGGCGGCGGAGGAGGUUACGGCGCAAGUCCUCAAGGAGCAGGAGGCGUUGGGCCCGCACCAGCGCGCGCGGUUCGAGGUCGAUUACAUCUCGCUGGCGGAUCCGGAGACCUUGGAGGAGCUGGAGGUCGUCGACCCCGAGAAGGGGGCGAUUCUGAGUGGCGCGAUCAAGAUGGCGCCGCUGGAGGAGACGGCCCUCGGCGAGGACUGCGGGCUGGGCGAGGGCAAGGUGCCGGUGCGACUGAUUGAUAACUUGAUCUUUGCGCCGCGGGCGUAGCUGCUUGCUUGCUUGGUUGCUUCGGGUCAGGUUCUACGCGCUAUACCGAACAGUACAGUCCAUAUACCCCAAACCACCCAGAAAAGAUGUUUUAUACAAUGUAAAGUAGACUAAAUACAG
This is a messenger RNA of Aspergillus aculeatinus CBS 121060, 1562 nucleotides long. RefSeq names its product pantoate--beta-alanine ligase PAN6. The coding region runs from base 372 to 1442 and encodes 356 amino acids. The transcript is spliced from 2 exons. NCBI's taxonomy places the organism in Eukaryota, Fungi, Ascomycota, Eurotiomycetes, Eurotiales, Aspergillaceae. The record is from RefSeq and is a predicted model, not a curated record. Gene Ontology annotation, molecular function: pantoate-beta-alanine ligase activity. Gene Ontology annotation, biological process: pantothenate biosynthetic process.